Molecule: messenger RNA, 3062 nt
Organism: Camellia sinensis
Lineage: Eukaryota; Viridiplantae; Streptophyta; Magnoliopsida; Ericales; Theaceae
Source: RefSeq, a predicted model, not a curated record
AUGGUGCAUUACUGCAGGAAGGGUUCUAUUUCUGAGAAACGGUGCUUCAAAUUGUCUUCAUGUGAUCCCAAUACUGCGAAUCAGGAUAUUCAUGCAUAUGGCAUUAUACUAAUAGCUGCUUUAAGUACUCUCCUGCUUACUAUUUACAACUGUUACGACCAAGUUCUCACCAUUCGGGAAAUGAGAAAUGCCAAAGCCAGGAAAGCAGCAGCUAGAAGUGCGAGGGAGAAAGCACAGGCACGCGAUAAGUACAAAUCUGCUAAAAAUGCUGCUAAGAAGCCCAAAAUUGCAUCACCAAGUCAAUUAUCUCUGGCUUCUUGUAAAAAAACUGUGAUACAUCCUCAGGCACUUGAGAGCUUGAGUCAAACUAAAGCUAAGACAGAUGAUGAUCUAGAUUCAUCUUUGUAUAUAACUGCUUUGAACUCGCCUGAGCAAUCUUCCCAUGCAGUUGAAGAUGACCCUGAUAGUUGCAAUGCUUUCAGUUUAGAGCUUGGAGAUAAAAAUACAGACAGGAAAAUGAAAAAUGAAAAACAAAUUCGUACUCACAGUGAGAUUUUCCAGUAUGCAUAUGCUCAACUAGAGAAAGAGAAAGCUUUGCUGCACCUGCAGCAGAAUAAGAACCUUACCUUCUCAGGAUUAAUUUCAAUGGCUACUAGUCAGGAAAUCAGGAAAAGGCCCAUGAUUGAGGUUUCCUUCAGAGACCUUUCUCUUACUUUGAAAAGAAAAAACAAACAUCUUUUAAGGUGUGUUACUGGGAAAAUAAUGCCUGGCCACAUUACUGCUGUAAUGGGCACAUCUGGAGCUGGGAAAACAACACUCAUUUCUGCUCUGGCGGGAAAAACAGUUGGAUGCAAGAUGACUGGUUUAAUUCUUAUCAACGGAAAACCUGAAUCAAUCCAUUCAUACAGAAAAAUCAUUGGAUUUGUGCCACAGGAUGAUAUUGUGCAUGGAAAUUUGACAGUGGAGGAGAAUCUCUGGUUCAGUGCUAGGUGCAGACUAUCUGCAGACUUGUCGAAGCCAGAUAAGGUUCUAAUUGUUGAAAGAGUUAUCGAGUCGUUGGGGUUGCAAGCAGUGCGUGAUUCCUUGGUUGGAACAGUAGAGAAGCGACGAAUAUCAGGAGGCGAAAGGAAGCGAGUAAAUGUUGGCCUGGAGUUGGUAAUGGAACCAUCACUUUUGAUCUUAGAUGAACCUACUUCUGGUUUGGAUAGUUCUACUUCCCAGCUACUUCUGAGAGCACUUCGACGUGAAGCUCUUGAAGGGGUCAACAUCUGCAUGGUUGUCCACCAACCUAGCUACACCUUGUUCAAGAUGUUUGAUGAUUUAAUACUUCUAAAAGGCGGCCUUACUGUGUAUCAUGGACCGGUAAGCAAAGUUGAAGAGUAUUUUGCAGGCCUUGGGAUCAAUGUACCAGAGCAUAUGAAUCCUACAGACCAUUUUAUUGACGUUCUGGAGGAAAUAGUUAAGCCGAUCACAAGUUUGAGCAUAAAUUACAGAGAGCUUCCGAUGAGAUGGAUGCUUCAUAAGGGUUAUCCAGUACCCCCAGAUAUGCAGCAGGAUUGUGCUGGACUUGUUAUGUCAUCCACAGGAGUAAAUCUAGACAAUCAAAAAAGCUCUGUUGAUGCUGAAAAUAAGGAACAAUCUCUUGCUGGAGAAAUAUGGAAGGAUAUGAUAUGUACUCUGGAGCUUCACUGGGAUAUCAUACAGCACAAUAUCUUGAGGUCUAGGGACUUGUCCAAUCGGAGAACUCCAGGUGUUCUGAUGCAAUAUAAAUACUUUCUUGGGAGGGUUGGCAAGCAGCGACUACGAGAAGCUAGACUAAUAGCAGUUGAUCUUCUCAUCUUGUUACUUGCUGGUGCCUGCGUAGGAUCACUUACAAAAACCGGUGAUGAAGAUUUUGGGGUAUUUGGUUAUAUUCAUACCAUCAUUGCCGUCUCUCUUUUAUGCAAAAUUGCGGCUUUGCGAACAUUUUCUCUGGACAAGUUACAAUAUUGGAGGGAGAGUGCUUCUGGCAUUAGCAGCCUGGCUCAUUUUCUUUCCAAGGAAACAAUAGAUCAUUUUAAUACAGUGAUAAAGCCUGUGGUGUAUCUCUCAAUGUUCUAUUCCAUCAGCAACCCCAGAUCUUCUUUUGCUGAUAAUUACAUUGUAUUGUUGUGCCUCGUGUACUGUGUUACUGGCAUAGGUUAUGCACUGUCCAUCUUCCUUGGACCUGGUCCUGCCCAACUGUGUGCGGUGCUGAUUCCAGUAGUUUUAGCUCUGAUUUCAAUUCAGACUGGAGAGAGUAAAUUUGUGACGAAACUAGCAAACUUGAGCUAUCCAAGAUGGGCUUUGGAAGCAUUUGUGAUUGCAAAUGCAGAAAGGUAUUCUGGAGUGUGGCUUAUAACUCGUUGUGGUGCACUUGUGAAAUUCGGCUUUAAUAUUCAUGAUUGGGAUCACUGUAUAUCCUCUCUCAUCCUGUUAGGCAUAUUCUGCCGUCUCAUAGCUUUCUUUGGCAUGGUCGCCUUCCUAAAGAAGUGAGUUCAAUCCACCAUUUGUCAUUGUACUCUGAACCACAAAAGAAAAAUGAAAUUUUGAGGAGUUUUCAACAUAUGGUAAACACCCCACAAAAUGGCAAUGAUUAUCAGAGGCAGAGCGGGUCAUUGCUGGCUGAAUAUGCUACACAGGAUUGUUAGAUGGCACUGACCAAAUUUUGUUGUGUUAUUCGGAAUUUGAUCAGGGGACUAUCUGAUAAUUGAGGUACUCCCUCUCCCUCUCUCUCUGUUAUCUCUCUUUUAGUUUUUUUUUUUUUUUUUAUAUUAGGCAACAGCCUGCAAGGAUGGGACCUUCUUGUUUAAGUUAGUAUAUUGACAUGUUAACCUAAUGCCCAGUGACGUUUCUGGUGUAAGGUCAUCCUUGUUUUACUGGAAAAUCGAAUAGAAGUCUGCCAAUAAAGAAAGGAAACCAUUUUUAUUGAACGGGUGCCUGAAAAUGCCCGUCUGGAUGAAAUUGUAACCAUUCAAAUAUCAAUGUCUGCACCAAAGUUUCAGGCAGCAUUAAUAUUUUACAUAUUGAAAUAUAUUCAAGCA